GAAAGAUGUCAAGUAAUAACGAUGAGAUAGAUGCCACCAUUUCUUCCUUGAUCAGAUAUGUCUCCAGGAACUUCUACGGAAAGUCAUACGUUCUCGUUCUCGAUGCGAUCCUCUUGCACAGUGUUUUGUCUGAAGAGGAUUUGUUAUAUUUGCUCAGUUUCCAGAAGAAAGAGCUAAAGGCCCUAUGUACAAAAUUAUGCGAGGACAGACUAUUGACAAUGGUCUCACAGAAGGAGGUCAUACAGAACCAGAACAGCAACUACUACAACAGAAGUAGAGGUUCCACCCCAGGUUCUACUCCAAACACACCCUUGAACAACAGCUCUGCCAAUGGGAACAAUGCCACCUCUUCAAAUGCAAAUUCUUCAUAUGGUUCAUACGAUAGAGAAAGAAGUGGUCAGCCUUCCUACCAGAGAUAUGUGACAAAAAUAUACUAUUUUAUCCAUCAUUCUGAGGCAAUCGAUUCUAUCAAGUACAAAGUAAAUAGAAUUGUCAAUUCAUUGAAGGAUGAAAUGAACACCGAUUCAAUAUCCCAAGGCUAUAUCUGCCCCAGAUGUAGACAAAAGGUAUCUCAAGUUGACUCAGUUCCAUUGUACGAUGACAACAAAGGUGAAUUUGUUUGCGAUGUCUGUGGUGCCUAUUUGAUUGAUGACGAUUCUUCUAAGAUUGCCACCUUAAAACAGCAAAAACUAGCUAAAUUACAACACCAAAUUGACCCAAUAAUUAUUUUACUAAAAAAAAUAGAUGAUCAUUGGAUUCCUGAAAAUGAUUUCAAUUCAGCUCUAGCCAAAAUGAUCCCAGCUCAAAGUAACUCAACCGCUGCUUAUACUGUAUCAACUUUCAAUAAAUAUAAAAACCCAAAUACCACUUCAAAUAACAAUAGUUCUUCCUCGGUAAACUCGAAUAGAUCCACGAUAACGACUUUACAUGUCAAUAUCACCGGUGAUAAUGAAGAAGAAGAAAAGAAACAAAAAGAGGAAAUCGAAAUUAAAAGACAAAAGGCUAUUCUUAACGCUCUACCUGCAUGGCAUCAAUCUUCAACUGUUGGUAAAACUGAUUUAAACAUCACUUCCAACUCUACAAAUAAUAAGGCCAAUAACAGUGCUCAAAAUAACAAUACCAAUAAUAAUAAUAAUAAAAAUGCCAAUAAUAAUAACAAUACCAAUAAUAAUGGCAACAAUUAUUCAAGUUUUAAUAAUGAUUCUAGUAGCACAAUUUCAAAUGUUCUAUCCGCUAAAACUAAUAUCACAAUGAACGAUAACCAUAAUGAUUCUACCCCCAAUACAACUACAGUCUCUAAUAAUAAUGCCAAUGGCUCUAAUGAUGCUCAGGAUUUAUUAACAGAUUUCUUUACAAAAUUGAAACAGAAAGAAAGAAAUGAUGAUGAUGAUGAUGACAACGAUGAUGAUAGCGAUGAAGAUGAUUUAGCUGAAUUUGAAGAUCUUUUAUGAUUAUCUAUCUAGUCGGAUUUUUCAUAUAUAUUGUAUAAUAAUUAUAUAGAAUAAAAUCAACCAAUAAAUGAGUAUAUAUUCUAUAUUCU
This is a messenger RNA of Ascoidea rubescens DSM 1968, 1540 nucleotides long. Its product is annotated as transcription factor TFIIE subunit TFA1. Gene Ontology annotation, cellular component: transcription factor TFIIE complex. The record is from RefSeq and is a predicted model, not a curated record. The coding region runs from base 6 to 1451 and encodes 481 amino acids. NCBI's taxonomy places the organism in Eukaryota, Fungi, Ascomycota, Saccharomycetes, Ascoideales, Ascoideaceae. Gene Ontology annotation, biological process: transcription open complex formation at RNA polymerase II promoter; transcription initiation at RNA polymerase II promoter. The transcript has a single exon.